Molecule: messenger RNA, 1399 nt
Organism: Nicotiana tabacum (common tobacco)
Lineage: Eukaryota; Viridiplantae; Streptophyta; Magnoliopsida; Solanales; Solanaceae
Product: protein RER1B-like
Biological process (GO): retrograde vesicle-mediated transport, Golgi to endoplasmic reticulum; protein retention in ER lumen
Cellular component (GO): Golgi membrane
Source: RefSeq, a predicted model, not a curated record
CUUAUGACAUCGAGUAAGAGUUGUCAUUUACCAAUUACUUUGCUUCACAAAUCAACAACACCUAUUUAUGGGUUUUCAAACUCUCUUUAGGUUCAAUAAUGGUGGAUUCGAUUUCUCCACUACAAUCUACAAGCACUAACUCAUAGUGUGAAGCAAGGAAUUGUACAACAACUAAGAAGGGGGAGGAGGAGAAGAAACAAAGGAGGGAAUUAGUGGGUCCUUAGGCUUUUUAGUCAAUGGGCUUUAUAGAGGCCCACAACAGAAGGGUUCAAGGACUAAAGCCCAAGGAGCCACGUCAGAAACCCAUCAAAUAAACGAGGGAAAGGACUUUUCACUUCAAUUGCGAGAGCUACAUUCAAAUUCAAAAGCAUCAAGUACAAAUAAAUCAGAAAUGUAGUCUUCUUGGAGAGUGCGGACUGUCAUUCUUUGUAUUAUGAGUGCCCAUGACAGAUUUUCAAGUUGUGCUUUUAUGGAGGGUGUUGGAGAUGAUGGUGCAUCAGCGGCUGCAGCUUUGAACAUUAAACCUGCAGAGAGCUUCCAGUAUUACUUAGAUAAAACCACUCCCCAUGUAUUCUAUAGGUGGAUUGGAACCACUGUUUUGGCACUCCUUUAUGCUCUUCGGAUUUAUUCUGUUCAAGGAUUCUACUUUGUUACAUAUUGUUUGGGCUUUUACAUAGUCAAUUUGCUGGUUGGUUUCCUGUCGCCUCUUGUUGAUCCUCAAAUGGAACCUUCUGAUGGACCUAUGUUGCCUACUAAAGCUUCAGAUGAGUUCAAGCCUUUCAUUAGUCGCCUUACGGAGUUCAAGUUCUGGUAUGCCAUAACAAAGGCUCUCUGUAUCGCAUUUAUCAUAACUUUCUUCUCCCUAUUCGAUGUUCCUACGUACUGGCCUUUCUUGUUGUUCAUCUGGAUUCUCCAUUUUGUCGGUACCAUGGAUUCCCUAAUUAGACAAAUGAUCAGAUACAAAUACAUCCCAUUCAACCUUGGGAAGCAGAAAUUACUCUGGAAAAAGGCCAGGACAGCAGUACCAAGGACAUAAGUGAUGCUGAUUUUUGGUUAAGACCAAAUGGAGGAAAGAGAUAAAGUGGGAAAAAAAGGAGAUGGAAUUGCUACAUAGGUCUAAGUUCAUGGGUUUUGCACUUGUAUAUAUAUAUAUAGACAUCGAAUUACCGAAAUCUAAGGAGAUGGAUCUGUUGUGUAUUACUUUGUCCUUCUAAUUUAGAGAUGGCAAAUUAUUUGUAACUAGUUUUCACCCUCCGAGCUUGGCGCAGGGUCCGUUAGAUACGACAAUACAAUUAUGUAGGUAUUUGACCCAUCUUGACAUAUGCUUAGCGCGGGGUCUGUUGAUACGACAGUAAACUAAUGGUCUGAACUUUACUGUUAAUGGUACAGUUAACAUAAA